Messenger RNA from Styela clava, 429 nucleotides. NCBI's taxonomy places the organism in Eukaryota, Metazoa, Chordata, Ascidiacea, Stolidobranchia, Styelidae. The record is from RefSeq and is a predicted model, not a curated record.
AUGCUUAAUUUGCAAUUAGAAGUCGAUGAAGACUGCAAACAUCUACUCACAUUGAAUACACACAGAGGACUGUAUCGUGUAAAUAGAAUGGUUUAUGGAAUUGCAUCAGCUCCAGCUAUCUGGCAAUGGGUUCUGGAACAAAUUUUGCAAGGAUUGCCUAAAGUGGCAUGUAUAUUAGAUGACAUGAUCAUCACUGGAUCAAAUGAUGAAGAUCACCUCAAGAAUGUGGGAAACGUCUUAAAGAGAUUAAAAGAAUAUGGGGUGAGACUGAAUUUAACAAAAUGCGAAUUUAUGAAAGAUCGUAUAACUUUCUUUGGCCAUGGUAUUGAUUGUAACGGACAACAUAUGACAGAGAAACUUGUCAAAGCAAUUGUGGAUGCACCGCGUCCUGAAAAUGUAUCAAGUCCGAGCAUUCACUGGUAUGAUUAA